Vigna unguiculata (cowpea) is the source of this 3071-nucleotide messenger RNA. RefSeq names its product glucan endo-1,3-beta-glucosidase 8-like. The record is from RefSeq and is a predicted model, not a curated record. Gene Ontology annotation, molecular function: hydrolase activity, hydrolyzing O-glycosyl compounds. Gene Ontology annotation, biological process: carbohydrate metabolic process. Lineage: Eukaryota; Viridiplantae; Streptophyta; Magnoliopsida; Fabales; Fabaceae.
GACAUUUCCACUCACCAAGACCAUGUGUCGUCCUUCUCGCCUCCUAUUUUGUGAUUGGUUUCAACUAUUUAAGGGCACGUUAAAUCUCCCAGAGGUAAGCUUACUCUUCCUUCUUCUCUAUUUUGUAUUAUAGAUCUUACAUAUAUCACUUCUAUUUGCGAAAAAAUCAUUUCUUUCUUCUUAAUGAAAUCUGACCAAGCAUGGUUUUGUUUAUGUAAAUUGUUUGGGUUCUUAACUUUGUUUGUAGUUUCAUUAGAUUCUGUUUGGGGUUUCUUAAUUUAGGGUUUCAUAUUCCAACUUAUCGGUUCUUGAAAAGUUGAUGAUUUUAUGGUUUAGACAAAUGUAUCUCUUUAAUAUGGUUUUGUAUAUUUCUUACUAUGAGGUUGUAAGCACGGGUGAUUGUACAAUUUGAAGAAUAUUUUCUUCAGACUGAGCAGUUGAAAAGUGGCCCGAACUACUAUAGAGAUUCCAAUGGAAACUUGAUACCAAUAGACUUUGAUGGAACACAUGCACCCAGAAAUUCCUUUUGUGCCGCAUUCGUUGUUGACUUCUAUAGUCUGCGAUCAUAUAAUUUCAUAGUUACAUAUUUGUUAGGUGGAAACUCUUUUGAGUUUAGAUUUUUUAGUGUUACAUGAACUGAGAUAGAUUAUCCUCUCCCUAAGUACAUGAAGAAGCCCUUUCAAGCAUUAGUUUCCCCUCAUUUCCCAUAUGCUUCACUAUUUCUUUGAAGACAAAUAAGGUAAAUUACUAAUUCUGAUGAUAAUGUACAAUUUCAUGAUAAUUGGUUGGGAUAGUAUUGUGGAUGGAAAACUAAAUAGAUUAAUUUCUUCUAUGCAUGACAGUUUGGCUUUUAAAUUUCUGUAAUAUUUUUGGAGUAAGGAAUUUGUGUCAAGGAAAGUAAAAUUGAUAGACCCUAAUAACCAUCCCUACUUUUGUCAGACUAAAAGAGAUGAUUGGGAUAGAAUAUAUAUAAAGAGAUAUAUAUCACAUGUGCUAACAACUUCUUAGUACGAAAUAUACAAAACCAUAUUAAAGAGAUACAUUUGUCUAAACCCUAAAAUCAUCAACUUUUCAAGAAUUAGUAAGUUGGAAUAUGAAAUCCUAAAUUAAGAAAGCCCAAAUAGAAUCUAACGAAACCACAAACAAAGUUGAGAACCCAAACAAUUUAGAAGAACAAAAUCAUGCAUGAUUAGAUUUCAUUAAGAAGAAAGAAACAAUUUUUUUGGCAAAUAGAAGUGAUAUAUUUAAGAUCUAUAAACAAAAUAGAGAAGAAUGAAGAGUAAACUUACCUUAGGGGGAUUUAAUGUGUCCAUAGAUUGUUGAAACGGGUCACAGAACAUGAGGCAAGAAAGACGACCCAUGAUCAUGGCACUGAAACAAACACACCACAAAGUGAGUUAUAUAUGGAAAUUCUGUUCCUACAAUCACACAUUUUUUUCCACUUCGCUAAAUCCACAAAAAGUGAAGAGAAAUGGUUCGAAAUUGUGGUGAUCUAGUGGCAUUUUCCCUUGUCUUCUUAACCGUGGUUUCCAGUGGGUCUGCAUGGGUUGGCGUGAACUGGGGAACCAUGGCAACGCACCAACUUCCCCCGGAGAAGGUGGUGAAGAUGCUCAAGGAAAAUGGGUUCACCAAAUUGAAGCUCUUUGAUGCGGAUCAACUCAUUAUGGCAGCUCUUAUGGGGACCGAUAUCCAAGUCAUGCUUGCAAUACCCAACAACAUGCUGCAAAUGAUAAGUACCAGUCCUAAAGCUGCGGAUUCUUGGGUCUAUGAAAAUGUCACCACUUACUUCUUCAAUGGUGGCGUCAAAAUCAAGUAUGUUGCUGUGGGUAAUGAGCCUUUUCUUAAAGCAUAUAAUGGUACCUUUGCGAAGAAAACGCUGCCAGCCCUGAAGAAUAUACAGACAUCACUUAAUAAGGCCGGGUUGAGUUCAAAGGUCAAAAUCACUGUUCCAUUCAAUGCUGAUAUUUACUAUUCACCUGAUUCAGAUCCAGUUCCAUCAGCUGGUGACUUCAGGCCUGAAAUGAGAGACCUCACCAUUGAGAUAAUCCAGUUCUUGUAUGCAAACAAUGCACCUUUCACAGUUAAUAUCUACCCUUUCCUUAGUCUUUAUUUCAACGAAGAUUUCCCUUUUGAUUUUGCAUUUUUUGAUGGAAAAAGCAAGCCUCUUAGGGACGGUAAGGCACUUUACACCAAUGUGUUUGAUGCAAAUCUUGACACUCUUCUGUGGGCUUUAGACAAGGCAGGGUAUCCUGACAUGAAGGUGCUGAUUGGGGAAAUUGGGUGGCCAACAGAUGGUGAUAAGAAUGCUAAUGCCAAGAGUGCAAGGAGGUUCAACUUUGGUUUGCUUAAACAUGCUCUGAGUGGCAAGGGUACCCCUAAAAGGAAAGGCACAAUUGACUUGUACAUGUUCAGCCUCAUUGAUGAGAACACUAAAAGUGUUGCUCCUGGGAACUUUGAGAGGCAUUGGGGGGUUUUUGAGUUUGAUGGGAAGCCAAAGUAUGAAUUAGACUUAACUGGUCAGCACAAGGAAAAAGGCCUUAUCCCUGUGGAAGGUAUAAAGUACCUGCAAAAGAGGUGGUGUGUUUUGAAUCCAGAUGUUACUUACUUUGAUCAUUUAUUGGCUGGUAGCAUUGACUAUGCUUGUACCUUUUCUGAUUGUACUUCCCUUGGCUAUGGCUCUUCUUGCAAUCAUCUUAGUCUCCAAGGGAAUGCAUCUUAUGCUUUCAAUAUGUAUUAUCAAGUAAAUAACCAACAGGGUUGGAGCUGUGAUUUCUCUAGUUUGGCUACCAUAACACAGAAGGAUCCAUCACAGAGUGGUUGCCAAUUUCCUGUGAUGAUAGCUAGCAGUUCAUCUUUGCUGCUGCUGCAUGAAAGACUUUUAUGUAUCCUAAAGAAAGCAUUGGAGGUUUAUAUUUUUGUUAUGAUUUUGUUAUAGCAAAAGGAUAAUGGAGUAGUUUGAAUUUUGUUCUGAGAAAUUUAGUUUUUCUGUGAGUUUUAGGAGUUGGAUUUCAUCUCAAAUUCGUUAUGUAAAUUUGGAGAAUCCUGGGAGUUCUAAUACUCAGUUUUGGACA